This is a messenger RNA of Mycena indigotica, 2535 nucleotides long. RefSeq names its product Phosphatidylinositol 3-kinase VPS34. The record is from RefSeq and is a predicted model, not a curated record. The transcript is spliced from 6 exons. Gene Ontology annotation, cellular component: phosphatidylinositol 3-kinase complex, class III, type I; cytoplasm; membrane. Gene Ontology annotation, biological process: phosphatidylinositol-3-phosphate biosynthetic process; autophagosome assembly; phosphatidylinositol-mediated signaling. NCBI's taxonomy places the organism in Eukaryota, Fungi, Basidiomycota, Agaricomycetes, Agaricales, Mycenaceae. The coding region runs from base 1 to 2535 and encodes 844 amino acids. Gene Ontology annotation, molecular function: 1-phosphatidylinositol-3-kinase activity.
AUGGACAAGGAUGACUUCACCUUCGCGAAACUAUCCGACCUCAAGCUCCCCGUAACCUUCCGCAUAUCUCAACUCGAAGGAAUUCGACAACCGCGCACAUUCACAGAGCUGCUCGAGAAACCCGAGCUGCGAUUUCACGGUGUUCAGUCUUCUACCCUUUCAGAUUUAUAUGUCACUUGCCAGCUCACAGCGGACAAUAAACCGCUGACGAUCCCUUUCCGCACGUCGUUCAAGGCCUUCAAGAACAGUUACACCUGGAAUGAGUGGAUUACGCUGCCCAUACGGUAUUGCGAUCUGCCCCUCAGCUCGCAAAUCGUUUUUACCGUAUGGGACAUUGCUGGACCGCGGGCCACAGUGCCUGUUGGUGGCUCAACUUUCCGAAUGUUCGGCAAGAAAUGGACAUUACGGCGUGGCAAACACCGACUUCAUCUUUGGCGGGGAGUGGAAGGCGAUGGAUCUGUCGAUACUGCUACUCCAAGCAAGUCGGAAGAGCGAGACGAAAUGGGUCGGUUGGAAAAGCUCGUCAAGAAAUACGAACGCGGAGACCUCCAGAAAUCAGAAUGGCUGGACAAGAUGGCCUGGCGCAAGAUGGAAGAAGUCCACGCCGCAGAGACCGCGAAAUCAGAAAACCUUUUCUUAUACAUCGACCUCCCCCGCUUCGAUUUCCCUGUAAUCUUCAGCGAACCAGAAACGCCUGUCGCUUCUACCUCUACUCCCGUUCCCGAGCUUCCCCAACCACCUAUUCCGUCGACAACCUCGUUGACAUUCACAGCCGAAUCGCAUUUAUGGGCAGUAAUCGACCCAGAGGUUGCACGAGAAAAUCCCGUCGAAGACAAACAUCGCCGUCUAGUCCGGAGUCAUCGAAGCAGUCCAUACGAUCGUGAGCUCAAACCGAAUGCCAAAAUCCGGGACGAGUUGGCGGAAAUUUUGAAUUACGCCCCCAGUCAGCACUUGACCUCGGAAGAGAAGGAUCUCAUCUGGAAAUUCCGCUUCUACCUUGUGAGGGACAAACGCGGCUUAACAAAGUUCCUCAAAUCCGUGACCUGGAGAGACGCUUCGGAGGUCAAACAAGCUGUUGAAGAGUUGCUACCACAGUGGACCGAAAUCGACACGGACGACGCUUUAGAACUUCUGGGACCCAGUACUGUUGACUCUCGUGUUAGGGCAUUUGCAGUACGGCAACUGAGCCGAGCGGAUGAUGAGGAACUGCGUUUAUAUCUACUUCAACUUGUCCAGGCUCUCAAGUUCGAGAGUACAGCAACUGACCAACGCUCAUUACGGUCGACAACAACAAGCGCCAUCUCUUACGAAGAUAGUGGCCUGACCGACUUCUUAAUCUCUCGAGGCGUCGCUAAUCCCGUUCUGGGCAACCGGUUAUACUGGUACCUCAUGGUUGAAGUCGCAUUGGAAGACCGUGUCAUGGCCAAGAUGUAUGGAAGAGUCGUCUUCCGUUUCAUGGGCAAAAUUUUAGAAAGCGAGGGCGGUUCCGACAGGCGGGAGCUGAUGCGGAGGCAGGGAUUAAUGGUGGAUUCGCUGGCCAAACGAGCGAAAGAGCUGCGGAUGUCGAAAGAUCCUCGGCCGAAGAAGAUCGAAAAACUUCGUGCGAUUAUCACCGACACGAAGAAUAACUUGGCCUCGAUGCCCCCAUUACCACUCCCGUUGGACGCUGCGGUCGAGAUAACUGGCAUUGUGGCCGAACAGUCUUCGGUCUUCAAAAGCAACCUUUUCCCGCUUCUGUUGUACUUCCAGUGCUCCGAUGGGUCGACCUAUCCGGUUAUCUUCAAAGAUGGAGACGACAUGCGGCAAGAUCAACUCGUGAUUCAGCUCUUCACGCUUAUGGAUGGGCUUAUGCGCAAGGAGAAGCUUGACCUUAAGCUAACACCCUAUGAUGUUUUGGCAACGGGUCCUCUCCAAGGAAUGGCGCGCUUUGUUCCUAGCAAGACCAUUGCAGCCAUCGUCAGCGAACACGGGAACUUGCUCAACUAUUUGCGAGCGCAUAAUCCGGAUGCAGGCAGUGUGGGGACUUCCGGAGUCAACCCAACCGUCAUCGAUACAUUCGUGCGGAGUUGUGCGGGCUAUUGUGUGGUGACCUACCUGCUCGGAGUUGGUGAUCGCCAUCUGGACAACCUCCUCGUCAGUCCUGAUGGACAUUUCUUUCAUGUCGACUUUGGCUAUAUUCUUGGACGCGAUCCCAAACCAUUUCCUCCGCCUGUUAAGGUGUGCAAAGAAAUGGUCGACGGCAUGGGCGGCGCGCAGUCGCCCCACUACCAGCGCUUCAAGAGCUUCUGCUUCACGGCGUUCACGAUGCUGCGCAAGCGCGCUAACCUGAUUCUCAAUCUCGUCACGCUGAUGGUCGACGCCAACAUCCCCGACAUCAAGCACCGCGAUGUGCAUGAGCAGAUUCAGGAGAAGUUCCGGCUGGACUUGACGGAGGAGGAGGCGAUAAAGCACUUUGAGGCGUUGCUGAACGAAACGUCGUAUAUCACGGUCGUCCUGGAUCGCAUUCAUGACUUGGCGCAGUAUUGGAGAAGUUAG